Ilyonectria robusta is the source of this 402-nucleotide messenger RNA. Its product is annotated as ankyrin repeat-containing domain protein. Gene Ontology annotation, molecular function: transcription cis-regulatory region binding; protein binding. NCBI's taxonomy places the organism in Eukaryota, Fungi, Ascomycota, Sordariomycetes, Hypocreales, Nectriaceae. The record is from RefSeq and is a predicted model, not a curated record. Gene Ontology annotation, biological process: positive regulation of transcription by RNA polymerase II. The transcript has a single exon. Gene Ontology annotation, cellular component: nucleus. The annotation marks the transcript as partial.
GGUCGGACGCCGCUAUCGCGCGCCGCCGAUUAUGGGCACGAGGCCAUCGUCAAGCUGCUGCUCGAGAAGGGCACCGACGUCGAGUCCAAGGACAGCAGGUAUGGUCGGACGCCGCUAUCGUGGGCCGCCGCUUAUCAGCACGAGGCCAUAGUCAAGCUGCUGCUCGAGAAGGGCGCCGACGUCGAGGGGAAGGACGAAGAUGGGACGACACCGCUAUGGCGGGCCGCCGGUAGCGGGUACAAGGCCAUCGUCAAACUACUGCUCGAGAAGGGCGCCGACGUCGAGGCAAAGGACGAACGUGGUCGGACGCCGCUGUCGUGGGCCGCCAAGAGGGGGCGCAAGGCCAUCGUCAAGCUGCUCCUCGACAAGGGCGCCGACGUCGAGGCUAACGACGAAGAUGGU